CUGCCGGGUGGUACGCACGCGUCUCUGUCUUCUCGUUGCGAUAUAAGUGUGAAAAGUUUCAAUCUGUGCUCGUCAACAUAAAUGAAGAAACAAUGACAAUGGACGUUCAAAAUAAUUUUCAAAAUUAUAAAGAAGCGUCGCCGGACACUAAAGCGAGUAACUUGAGCAUUGAAAGUGCGAGAACUUCUCAGCUACAGAAAACAGAUAUGCUCUCCACCGUUGGAAAUACAGGAAAAGCAUCAAAAAGAUCCUUCGAUGUGGCAUUUCUUAUGAUGCCGGACGAGAAACUUCGAUCGAAGCAACCAGAAAGACAACUUAGGGUGUCCAAACAAUUAUUUAACAGCGAAGAAUGGGAGCAACAGAAUAAAAGGAUUCCUGAAAUAUACAAACACAGUGAGUAUUCAAACGAAAAUACAAUGGACUCCAAAGAUCACGACGAGGAUAGGAUCCGAGUGAAUAACAACAUAUCUCCGGGUUUUGGAUCCGAUAUUAACAUUGACGUUGGAACUGAUGAAUAUCCAAGCAAAUCCAUGUACUGUAGUGACUCAGAAAACUCAGAUAAAUCAAGAAGCCGUCCUAACUCAAACGAAAGUGCUGCUAGACAUCCCAAAUUUCUUCCCGAAUACAAAAAUAAAAUUUUCGAUGAUCCAACUUUAAUCAGCAUGCAGUCAAGAGCGAGAUAUGAAAAUAGGUACGCAGAUAAAUUACCGGAUAUGUCCCCGAAAAGUGCUUUUACAAAAGUGGCUAACUACGCUCUCCGAUCUCCGAAUCCGUCUGUGAGUCCCGAUAAUUUGCUGUAUCAAAAUUCAGUAAGCCCUCCGUUGGCGGCCGCUAGCCCACCAACAAAUUCUUUUAACAAAAGCGCAGGAUUUAAUAAUCUACUGUCAUCAAAUCAUCUACUCAACGGCAGUAAUUUCUUUAAAAGUCAAAAUGUGCCAUUAUCGUCUCCCAGUUAUCCGGAACCCAACUCGUUGCAGCAGAGGAAUAAUUUCAACAAAAUCAUCGAUUAUCAGGAAAAGUCAGACCCAAAAACGCCGCUGAUGUCACCGAAUAAAUUAAACUUUCUCCCGUUUCGACCGGAUAUACCGUAUCUUCAAGCCGGUGCGUCAAACCCAUUCGGAGUGCAAAAUUUCCAAUCGCCCAAUCCCGAUUUUAUGAAGUUUCCCGUGCAACCGCGAGAACCUGUGACCCCGCUUAUAACAAAUCCUGCUGCGGCUAUAUUAAGUACACUGUUACCACCAACUCUUGCUGCUUUUUCAUUGCCAGCUCAGAACGUUUGUGCCAAAUGCAGUGUGAGCUUUAGGAUGACCUCAGACUUAGUGUAUCAUAUGCGCACCCAUCAUAAGAGUGAAUCGACCGCAGACCCUAAUAGGAGAAAGAGGGAGGAGAAACUAAAAUGUCCAGUCUGCAACGAAAGCUUCAGGGAGCGGCACCAUUUAACACGACACAUGACAGCUCAUCAGGAUAAAGAAGGGGACAUGGACGACGUGUCCCCAACGCAAAAUUUCAAUAAGAAAAGCAAGCAAUAUUAUCCCCACAGCGGGAACCCGCUCAUCCACAAAUGAAUUGUUUAUGCAAAUACUUAUCUAAAUGUUUAUGGACUUACGAUAGUAAAAUUUACGACUGUGUCUAAUUGAGAACCCAUUCCUGUUUCGAGUUUGGUUGAUAUUGUUGUUAAUUAAGUAUAAUCUUUAUGUGCAAUAUUAAUUGUUAAGUAUUUAUUUUGUAAAUAAAAUAUUAUAAUAUCAGUAGCAGACGAUAAAU
Molecule: messenger RNA, 1764 nt
Organism: Chilo suppressalis (striped riceborer)
Lineage: Eukaryota; Metazoa; Arthropoda; Insecta; Lepidoptera; Crambidae
Source: the annotation of a GenBank genome assembly